AUGUACAAGCUCCUUGUUCGCAUUAUGCGGACCAACCACGGAACCGACCUUAAGCCACACUAUGCUCGCUUGUCCAACAAGGUGAGUGAUACUUCAAGGGCUCGGGUGUACAACACUCCCGUUGCGCCGCUCGAGCAGACUUACAUCGAGAAAGGCCAUAGCAGUAUGAAGGACGACACGAGUGCUAUAACGCUCGCGUCGACACCGCAACUGACGGCAUUGCCCAGUCUCUUCAACAGUAUUCAAUCUCAACCCGACUUUCGAGCUGUCAAGGUCUUCAAGGCACCACGGCAAGGACAGUCGGCUUCAACCGAUGAACCUCCCAAGGAAAUUGCCCGGGAGCUGAAGAUGCUUGCUCUCGCACAGAGUCAUAGGGCGAUACUUUCCCUGCAUGGGCUUGUAAGGGUGCCUGCUGGAUGGGCACUGCUUACGGAGUGGUGCCAUGCGGGCUCCUUGUUGCAAAGUUUGACCGCGGAAGGCAGGCAUUCCGAAGGUCAGGCCAUGUUGCUGGAGAAGCAGCUUCUGGCUGGCAUUCGGCAUCUUCACCAGCGAGGAAUUGUUCACAGAGACGUGAAGCUUGACCACAUCCUGCUGCACUCGAAGAGCAAGCUCGUGCUGUCUGGAUUCGCUCUUGCUGCUCCACUGUGUGAAGCACGUGAAGCUACGGAGCCGGUCGGAACAGUUGGCUACAUGGCUCCAGAGGUGAUUCGCUACACGCCGGCCUUAGAGCCCGCAGAUGUCUUUGCGGCAGGUGUCGUGCUCUAUACCCUUCUGCUUGGCCAGCAACCUUUCGGUGCAGAAACGCCGGCAGAGGAGACCAAGUACAGGACAACCUGCACCGAGGCAGACUACAGCGGACUGAUAUUUCAGAACGUGACGGGCCCUUGCCACCAUCUGCUGAAAUCCCUUCUGGAGAAAGAUCCGGUCGAACGGCCUACGUCGCUGGCGGCCGUCGAGGACGACUGGUUUCUGAUGGAUCCCAAGAAGCCCGUGAGAACAGAUGCCGAGGCGAAAACACCCAUGUCACCGGUCAUGGGUGCUCGCCGAAGGAGAUCUGGCCUGGAUAUGUUGUGGAGAAGGUCGGCACGCUCGUUCUCGGCACGCCCGAGGAGCCAGCGCUCUGCAUCUACGACAUCAUCCCAGGACUCGCCGGUGCAGUCGCUGUCGCCACAGGCUGAGCAGAGGUCUAGAAAGUCCUCGCGCGGACUGUCUCGCUUGAGUGCCUGGCUUCCCUUCAGGCAGCGGGAAGAUAUGUUGGACUGCACGCAGCUGAGCGCUGUGGUGCAGAGGUGA
Symbiodinium sp. CCMP2592 is the source of this 1293-nucleotide messenger RNA. The record is from the annotation of a GenBank genome assembly. NCBI's taxonomy places the organism in Eukaryota, Dinophyceae, Suessiales, Symbiodiniaceae.